GUUUACGAAACUUCAAAACUGCUACCGCACGUUAGGAAGGGAGGAACUUGGAAGGAAAUCUGUUGUAUUUCCGCACCACUUGCUCAAGACUGGCUCUCCUCCGGAGUUUAUUCGCAUGAUUCCGUUCUUCAGGUUUUAGAGAAGGUUUAGCAAAUGAGUGGACCGGGUCAAGUGGAGCAGGAACUGGAGGAGGAGGAGCUGACGCUGACGGCGCUGCCCGACCUGCCGCUGCUCAGGGUGCUGUCGCACUUGUCGGGCGAGGACCUGUUGUCCGUGGGGCGGGUCUGUAUCCGGCUGUGCGAGCUGACGAGGGGGCACCCGUCGCUUUGGUGGGGCAAGAAGGCCUCCAUCCGAGCCUCCAUCGAUUCCGAAGAACUCUUAUUGGACAUGCUGCAAGCCACACCGGCGUGUGCCGACCUUAGGUUGGAGCUUCACGUCGAUGCCGAUCACAACAAAAUAUGGGGAGUACGCGGGUUUUAUUUUUUCUUCUCGAAGACCUGCUCCGAUGAACUCGACGAGGCGGACGUCGGGAACAGAGCCAGGUCGUUGAGCUUGUUAAUAAUGUGCAGCGUAAACUAUUCCGAAUACGGCGCAAGUGUCAUCCGGAAGCUUGGGUCGCGAACGAAAAGCAUUGAUUUUAAGAGCGAAUGCAUUCGUCUGGACGAGAUCUUCGACAGUUUGCAGAAUGCCACCUCUCUGGAGACGUUGUCUGUCGAUUGGCAUUAUGAUUGUAUGGUCCCGCCGUUGAAGUGUUUUAAGACGUUGCAGAAACUGCACUCUGUAACCAUACAGUUUUGCCCUGCCAACAAAGACAGUGGCUUUCCUGACUUGCGCCUCUUCUCCCAGCUACUGGAAGCUCACGGGGACCAGCUGCGCUGCGUGAGGCUGCUCACGCACGACGCUGUGCCGCUUCUCGACGCCUGUCCCAGCGGACUCCACCGACUGACCGUCGUGGCAAAAAAAGGGGUGCUCGCGAAGCUGGAGCGAAUGCGGCAUCUGAGUGAGCUGGUGUUUGCGGGUUACCCCCCUCCCGCACCUUCUGAGUUGGCGACCUUUUUGAGGACCUGGCAGGGCCCGCCGCUGCGCUUGGCGGUGAGGCAAUGCGAUACGGAGCUGGUACGCGCUCUGGGGGCGGCUGUUAGCGUCACGCACCUGGAGCUAGGGGGCUGGGACUGGGGGUGCAUCGGAGAGAGCGGGUUGCGCGCCCUACCCGCGGUCCUGCCCGCCCUGCCCCGCCUGCAGUCGCUGGUUCUGUUUGCAUCCGAUUUGGUUUCCGAUGUGUUCCGUGAGCUUGCGAGCGGCCCCGUCCUCAGCCUUCUCUUUCUUAAUGAUAUCCAAACCUCGGUUUGCAGAGACCUGGUGCUUCGCAAUUCGACGUCCCUCCACGUGGUGAAUAGGUCAGUCGAUGAGAAUUUUAGAUGUAAGGUUAUUCUCUUCGGCAGGCACCCCGAGGCCGGGCUAGAAUCGUGCUCGGUGUGCGCCGAGGUGCGUAGUUUAAUCAAGCAAGAAUGCCGCACUCCUCGCUAUGUGUGCUGCGAGCAGAGUGACUAACGUACUUAUCGUUAUGAGAAAAAUAAUAAAGACUUAGGUCUUUUUAGACAGUCCUAUCUCUACCUGAAGGCAAAGGCUCGUUUUUGUACUCACAUGCAUAGCCGGAAAUUAUGUAUCGCUUUACGUUGAUCAUAUCCAAGUUUUUAUUUUUUUUUUUGGUCAAAUCUUUUAGUGAAUACAGGUUGCUCUCUAUGAGUGUCGUGCUGAAAGU
Molecule: messenger RNA, 1762 nt
Organism: Frankliniella occidentalis (western flower thrips)
Lineage: Eukaryota; Metazoa; Arthropoda; Insecta; Thysanoptera; Thripidae
Exons: 6
Coding region: 154-1551 (465 amino acids)
Molecular function (GO): protein binding
Source: RefSeq, a predicted model, not a curated record